Molecule: messenger RNA, 4546 nt
Organism: Toxotes jaculatrix (banded archerfish)
Lineage: Eukaryota; Metazoa; Chordata; Actinopteri; Toxotidae
Gene: vkorc1l1
Product: vitamin K epoxide reductase complex, subunit 1-like 1
Exons: 3
Coding region: 56-583 (175 amino acids)
Biological process (GO): vitamin K metabolic process; peptidyl-glutamic acid carboxylation
Molecular function (GO): vitamin-K-epoxide reductase (warfarin-sensitive) activity
Source: RefSeq, a predicted model, not a curated record
CUCACAGGCGAGCUCGCUGCGUGUGUAUGCGUGUCUCCAGCUAGGCCAGAGAGUGAUGGCGGCGCCCGUCCUGAGAGUGUCCACCCCUCGGUGGGAAAGAAUAGCCAGGCUUCUCGUUUGCCUGUUAGGCAUACUGUUGUCUCUAUAUGCUUUUCACGUCGAGAGGGAAAAGGCUCGGGAUCCGAGUUAUACGGCGAUGUGCGACGUCAGCAGCUCCAUCAGCUGUUCAAAAGUGUUCAGCUCAAGGUGGGGUCGAGGAUUUGGACUCUUGGGCUCAAUUUUUGGAAAUGACAGUGCACUGAACCAACCCAACAGUGUCUAUGGGAUUGUCUUUUAUGCCUUUCAGCUCCUACUGGGAAUGACUGUCAGUGCAAUGGCCGCCCUUAUUCUCAUGACGACAUCCAUCCUGUCAGUGGUGGGUUCGCUCUACCUGGGCUACAUCCUCUACUUUGUCCUAAAGGACUUCUGCAUCAUCUGCAUCACCACAUAUGCGCUGAACUUCAUUCUCUUUAUUCUCAAUUACAAGCGACUGGUUUACUUGAAUGAGGCCUGGAAGCAGCAGCUGCAGGCUAAGCAGGACUAAGCUGUCGAGAACGGCAAGAAAAAUACGACAAACAACAUAAAAAAAGAAAAAGAAAUGUGACCUCUGAACAUUUGACUUGCCACCAGGAGACCUUGCUUCCAAACAAUGUUUAUUCUGCUGUGUGUUCAAAAAAAAAAUGAAGAAAUUUAACUUAAAUGUUGGGCCUGACAUCUCAAUGUUGAUUGCAAACAUGGAAGGAUUUGUAAGUGGAAGAUGAUUUUCUUUUAAUUUCUUUUACCUUGUUUAACAUUGUACUCACUUAAGGAGGGGGUGGUUAUGUGUGUGUGCAUGGGUGUGCGUGUGUACGUAUGUGUGGGGAAACACAACAACCCGAGCAACCAGAGGCAGAGGGCCACAAUACAGAACGAUGGAGGACAGCUCUCUUUUGAACAAAAAAGGAUCGCAGAAUGGAAGAAAAAAAACAGGACAUUAAAGGGGUUUACUUGAAAUGGUUAGAAAGGUCCGAUUACUGCACAGCAGGUCUGCACUAAAACUUGGAGCGGAGAAAUGGGUACCAAAAUUAGAAAAACACUCAAUAAGGUUAUCGUACGGUUUGCCGACGAGGUUCUAUGGCAGGGUGAGGGGACAAAUUUAUACAAAAUAGUUUUUUUUUCAUGUUUACACUUUGUAGUACAUUUCUUUUUGAUGAGGACCACUAAAAAUGAAUAUGGGACAAUGUGAGAUAUUGUGUGUAGAUGAGUCAGAUUGUUUUGCAAUUCUGUAAAUAGCUGCUGAGCAAUAUCCCAGGCUAGAUUGUGAUUUAGUGUUGACACAAACCUUUAAGGAAAAAAAAAAGCAACCCACAAAACAGGAGAAAACAUCAGUAAAUCUGGAAUAAGAAGUGAUGACGGUCAAAGUUAGCUGGAUGAGUCUGAAGAUGUGCUUGGGACAUCUUCUGUCCUGUUGUCCUGGUCAGGCAUGCAGUUCAGAGUCGUGUGGAUUUCUUUGUUGUAAGUGGUUACUGUUUCAUCUGAAGCCACUGACACAAGUGUUUUAAACAGAACCAUAGGUUCUUUUCACCAAGUUUGCAUAAAGGCACCCUCACCCCUUUUUUUUUGGGGUUUUGGUAUUGUGUGAAAAGCAUUCCUGACCACCACACAAGUGGGAUCCAUAAAGACUUAUGUGCCUAAAGGAGUGUUAAGAUGAAUUACCUUUUUUUUUCUUAAAGUUUUGGGUGGGGGGUUGGGGGGUACUAUGUUAACACCAGUUUUGCUCGUUUUAUCGUCACAGGUCCAAGGCUUUAUUUUUCUGAUCACAGUUUUGUAAAUUAAGAUACCAGUGAAGUGUUUCUCCCUCCCUAAUAGAGUCUCAUGAGGUAGCAAAGGCUGCUACACUGUGAUUGUCUGCGCAAGAGUAGAGGAGCCUGGUGGCACAAGCAUCUCUAAUCUUUUCUGUUUCGGUUGCUUUAAUGUUCGUCUGGCUUUUGUUCACCGUCCGGGACUGUAUACAUUUGAUGUCAAUUGAACGGUAACAGUGAUCUUGCCAAGCUGAGUUACAGUUCAUUUGCGGGACGUGAACAAAACUUUUGAAAAUGUAAAUCUUUGUUGACAUGAACGGCAGAAGUGUAACAAGGUGGAAGACUCUGUAAGAAAACUAAACAGUAUGUUAAGCCAUAUGUGGAGUUUGUGGGAUUUUUGCUCCAGUAGGAAAGACAUCCAGGCUGCUGAUGGUUUUGUCACACUGAAGCGUUUCCUUAAGCGGCUGAUCUAAUAUAGCACGGUUUCUACAGAGAUGGAUCACAGUGUGAGCGAGAGCAAGCACAGGCUGUAGUGGCUUUGCUAGAAAUCCACAGUAUUGUCACUUCAGUGACAGGGUAGGACCAUUGUCUCUUUUCCAUCCAGAAUCCACUGAUUAAAGUAUCCUACUUGUCAGAUGCAUGGUACACUAUCUCCUGGCUUUAAGUAUAUGUUGGCCAUCGGACAAUCUUACACUGUCGCACUGUCAAAGAUCUGUAACAGUUGUAGUAAUAACUGUAAUAAUGUGAUUCAUCUGUGGUGUUAAACCAGCUUGUUAAUAGUUUCCAUCACUGCUAGUCUCCAUGCCCCUUCAUGUUUUAAUAGAAUACAAGUUCUCCUAGACAGUUGUUUUAUAGGGUGAAGGUUGUUGUUGUGCUGAUGAUAGCAACAGUCAGGAAAGUAAUUUCAGUGGCGUGCUUCCUGUGGUAACACAUGAUAUCAUCAGUUGUAUAUGACAAUGGAAAUUGAGGUGAUACUUUUUUUUUCUAGGAUAUUGUCAAAGUGAAAUUGUUCCAUUUGUUUUUACAAGUUGUGGCCAAUUUACUACUUAUCAUAUACAGCGGGAUCCAAAAGUCUGAGACCACUUUCUCAUUUACUAUAAAGGGACAGUGGACUCAGGCUUUUGGAUGGAUCACAUCACUGAUGACUAUUUUCCAAAGUAAGUGUCAUAUUUUUGAAAUAGUUUUUCCUACAUUUCCGACAGUGGUUUCCAUCCAUGUCACCAUGGGAUGACUUAAACAUUAAGAGACUUGACACUUCCAUUGCUUUGUCCUUCACAGUGAAGAUCAUUUAUAAUGUUUGUCAGGUCAACAUUUAUCCUCCCAACUUGAGUAAAAAGUGGUAUGUCUGAUGAAUAUGAAAUAGUUUGAAAUUUCUAUCUCUACACCGCCAGAUUUUUUUCAUUGUUUGACUUUGUCAUUUGAGGACAUUUCAGAUUUUGCGCAGCUCACUCUGGAGCAACAAAAGGCUUUAUACACCUUUUUAUUUACAUAAGCAAUAGUACUCUCCAAGACCUGUAAAUAGACUUGAUGUGUGAAAUCAGUGAAGUUCCCCUUUAAGCAAAUUUCCAAUCUUUGCAACUUGAUUUUCAUGCCAUAAAAAAAGGAUGUGAACCAGUGGCUGCUUCAAAGAUAAACUAAUUUAAACACUAUGACGUGCUUUGGAAACUGGUUGCCAGCUAAGUCGACCUGAUUGGUAGUAAAGUGGCAAAAACAUAAGAAAACCAGUACAUACCUAUAAGAAAGCGUAUGGUCCUCCAUAUAAUGAUUUAAAUGUUUCCAUCAUCUUUAAGAUCUUCCUUACACAGUAUUGCCUGGUCGGGCUUUUAUCAGGUUCUUUUUCAUCUAAACUCAGAAUGAGGUUCCAACACCAUAACUCUGUCUAGUUUUUGUCCUUCUUCUGGGAAAGCCUCCUAUGGAUUCACUCGUCCAAGUUUUUUUUUUUAUGUUGACAAGUCAAACUGACAUUACUUGCUGAUUUUCUGGCAACAGCUAUCGGUCCCUCGAGUAUUGACCAUAGAACUGACAAGUGUACAUUUAAGUAGCCUAUCAUUAUGUUAAUGGCUCCAGUCAUAUGCAAGCCUAUUACACUAGUUGUGUGCAGUUACUUUAAAGAAAUGGAUAAGGAAUUUGGAUGUUAAAUGUCUGAAAUCUUUUGCUGGUAAAAGGAUCACCAUGUCGUGUGAUGAUUUAAUGUCAGACAGGUCAAAAUGAUAGAUACUGCAUUCUCAUGAAUAUUCAUUUAGGCCCAGAGGUAUAACUGCCAUGUUAGUUGCAUCACCAAUGCCAACAAAAGUGCCUUCUGUUUGAUCACUAGGCCUUGAGCCUAAGACGAGCAACAGUAAUAGCCUUGGAAAACGAAGAAUGGUAACUGUAACAGGCACUUCUGCUUGCCUUCCUUAAAAUGUAAUCUGAUAAAUUGGCAAUUCCCAAAGAUUUAAUAUUUAAUGUCAGUGCAAAAAUCGAUUCAGAAAUUGCCAGACAAAAUGCCCUGUCAGAUCAACGGCCGUUCCUUUUUUUCCCUUCCUGAGCUCCACUAUAUAAUUAUCAUCUUUAAUUUUGUCUAGCUAGGAUGUUUGUUAGCUAAGAAUACACUCUGUUAAACUACAUGAUUGUAAUGUUCUUUUUUCAUCAUUAAUUAUGCCCUUUAGCUGUAUAGACUGUUAACAUUCUGGGUUAUUUUAGUAAAAAAAAAAAAAAAAAAAGUCGAGGGGUUGGAGGGCUAGGAA